Messenger RNA from Dermacentor silvarum, 797 nucleotides. RefSeq lists its product as uncharacterized. NCBI's taxonomy places the organism in Eukaryota, Metazoa, Arthropoda, Arachnida, Ixodida, Ixodidae. The transcript is spliced from 4 exons. The record is from RefSeq and is a predicted model, not a curated record. The coding region runs from base 107 to 712 and encodes 201 amino acids.
UGCUAUAUCUUUCACUGCUGCACUGUGGAAAACUGGAGAGGAGGACAACAAACCAAAGAAGAAGUGUGAUAAAUGGAAAGAUGGGAUAAGUGGUUUGAAGGAAUGCAUGCAAGCCGGGCAACCCUACGAUAAGUGCAAACAGGAGGAAAUGGUCCUAGUCGACAAUGCUACCAUCCGCACACUGGUCACCUACGCAAAAUCAAAGAGCAUCAAUGCAUUUAUCAUAAGGAGAGCAGAAAUACUGGUUGAAACACUCUUCCUCAACCGCUCAUUCCAUCUGUUGAAUUUCACGCUGACAAGUCAAGGUGUGCCAGCGAAGUACACGCCACAACGAGGCAUACAACAGCGACAGCCUGGCGCCGAUGAUUGGGGAUCGGAUGAAUCUGGUGGAAAAACAGUAACGGCAACUUCGAGCGCAGAGCCUGAGACGAAACAAGUGGAAACGGAAGUCACCGUCGUGGCCGCAGAACACCACGCCAAGUCUGGCGUGGCGAAGAAGGCAUCAUCGAAGCCGGCCGACUCUGCUACCAACAUACCUGCAUCCUCAUGGCGAAAUGGCUCCUCGAGCAGUCCCACAGCGGGCACAGAGGACUCAAAGAAGUCGCCAAGAGAAGAAACCAAAAACCCCAUCAAGCAAGCAUCCACCCCCAGCAGCGACAUGGCAACUUCUGCCCCCAGUAGCAAUGACGAAGAAGCCGUGCUUACUACUUAAGGAACACCUCGCGGCGCCUCCUGGCCGUAGUGUUUCUUUUUUUUUUUUCAUUUUGCUUUUGUUAGGCCGAACCGGUCCGCCCCCC